CCCGUAUUCAGACCAGUCCCGCCUCCCUGCGCUGUGAUUGGUUGGAAGUAGCAGUAGUGCGCGGACGCGUGAUAUGAUUGGCUAGCACUUCGCACACUUACGGAAUCCGCCAACGGACAACUAGCCAAUCCUGACGCGAGUAAGGCGGGACUUGUCCGAAAAAGAGUGUGGAAUGAAGCUCACCUUUCGGUAUCAUGAUAAUAGACUGGCUUAAGAAGGAAGGCAGCGAGCGACCGUUGGGUCCGUCCCCGCUCACGGCUGAGGUGAACCGGGCGGUGCUCGGGCGUGUGUACCGAGGGAGGGUCUCCGCAUGCUUCUUCACACGUGUCUCAGCUCCAGUGGAAAUCACUGCGGAUCCUCGGGCGUCUUCUAGCAGCUGCUGUUAACGGAAAAUGGAACACAUUGCUGGAUCGUUUCUCAAACUGAAGGGCUAAGCUGCAGCCCCGAAGGCAGACAGACAGUGUCUGACAGCAGCAUGGCGCACGGCUCUGACUCCCCCGUCCAGACGGAGACUGAUGCGGUGCAUUGCAAACUGUGUCUGAGUGACUGCCCUGCACCGGAGACCAGCAGACUGCGCUCCUGCGGCUGUGUGUUCUGCACUCAGUGUUUGCGUCAGUAUGUGCAGUUAGCCAUACAGGAUGGGGCCGGUGCUCCCAUUACCUGCCCUGACCUGGCCUGCAAACACCCAGGACCUCUACUGGACUCAGAGAUUGCCUCUUUCGCCCCGAGUGAUCAAGUCGAGCUCUACAGGCGGCUCAAGUUUGAAAGAGGGAUUUCGAAGAUUCCUUAUGUACCAGAUGCCAGUGCUCAGCAGGUGCUGUGCUUCAAGCACUACAACGCCUCAGAGAUUUUGCUGGGUAGAAAGAUGGAGGAUUGGCUCAGGUUCUCCGUGUGUUACUGGCACUCCUUCUGUGGGACUGGAGCCGACCCAUUUGGUUCCCCCACCCUCUGCAGGCCAUGGAAUGAAGGAGACAGUGACAUGGAGAUAGCAAAGAAAAGACUCGCUGCAGCCUUUGAGUUCUUCACGAAGCUUGGGGUGAACUACUACACUUUUCAUGACAGGGACAUGGCCCCUGAGGGUCGCACUUUGGAGGAAUCCAAUAGAAACCUGGAUGAAAUCACAGACGUGGCUCUGGAGCUCCAGAAGCAGACAGGGGUUAAAGUGCUAUGGAUCACCUGCAACCUGUUCGCCCAUCCCAGGUAUAUGAAUGGAGCGUCCACUAACCCAGACAGUCAUGUUUUGGCCUAUGCUGGAGCACAAGUGAAAAAAGGUCUAGAAAUAGCCAAGAAGCUGGGGGCUGAAAACUUUGUGUUCUGGGGUGGCCGGGAGGGCUUCCUGUCCAUACUCAACACAGACAUGGCAGCUGAACUGAAGCACAUGGCCAACUUUUUCAAAAUGGCAGUGGCAUAUAAACAGAAGAUCGGCUUGAAAUGCCAGUUUCUCAUUGAGCCCAAGCCAAAGGAACCAUGCAAGCACCAGUAUGACUACGAUGCAAUGAGUGUUAUCGGCUUUUUGAAGCACUUCGGACUGGACAGAGACUUCAAACUUAAUAUCGAGCCCAACCACACCACCCUGGCAGGACAUUCUUAUGAGCAUGACGUCAUCAUGGCCUCUGUGUUUGGAAUGCUGGGCUCUGUGGACUCAAACACUGGAUCUCCAGAUUUGGGCUGGGACACGGAUCAGUUUCCCAUGGACAUCCGAAACACGACACUGGUGAUGAAGGCUGUUAUCGAGCAGGGAGGCCUACAGCCUGGAGGUUUAAAUUUCGACGCCAAGGUUCGGCGAGAAUCAACUGACCUGGAGGAUUUAUUCAUUGCUCAUAUUGCUGCCAUGGACGCUUUCGCUCGGGGCCUCAGAAACGCCGUCAAGAUCAUUGAGGAGGGAGUCAUGCAGAACAUGCUACAGGAACGUUACCUAAGCUUCAGCCAUGGGAUCGGUCAGAAAGUGGACGAGGGCAGUGCGUCACUGGAAGACCUAGAGGAGUUCAUCAAGCAAAACGGAGAGCCUAAAGUCACUUCAGGGAAGCAAGAAAAAUAUGAAGCGGUCUUUAAUCAUUAUUUGUGACUUCAGUGACCAGUUAUGUGGAGGAAAGCUGUUAAACUGGGAUCAGUGUGUCAAAUACUGACAGCAUUUGUCAUAAAUAGAAAAUAUAGUAUUCUGUAAACGUAGAAUGUGUUUUUUUUUUUUGUUUGUUUCAUGAAUAGAUUCAUUGCUAGAAAUCAGUAGAUAGUUAAGUCAGUCAUAUGUCACAUAAAUAUGCACUUUUUAUCAUUGGAGAAUGGAACAUAAUAAUAAUAUAUCAAUAACACCAGCUUAUAGACUGGAGAGAUGGAAGUAGCUGGAAAAAUAAUCAAUGUUGAUGUGAAAAUGGAUGAAAUAAGAAAUCCGUCCAACAUUGCAGAAUCUUUCUGUCUGAAUACAAAAAUAAAAACACAAUAAAAGUUGAUUAUGAGUGGC
Pygocentrus nattereri (red-bellied piranha) is the source of this 2458-nucleotide messenger RNA. RefSeq names its product ring finger protein 144B (gene rnf144b). The transcript is spliced from 17 exons. Lineage: Eukaryota; Metazoa; Chordata; Actinopteri; Characiformes; Serrasalmidae. Gene Ontology annotation, biological process: carbohydrate metabolic process. Bases 476 to 2065 code for a protein of 529 amino acids. Gene Ontology annotation, molecular function: xylose isomerase activity. The record is from RefSeq and is a predicted model, not a curated record.